AUGAGCUUAGGCACUACAUGGAAUGGCCAAUAGAUGUGUGAAAUGUAUGUGACAGAUUGUAUUUUCCACAGAUAGUGGCAACUAUCUUCCAUCCCACAUGUUCCUCUUACAGUGUCACUUUGACCGUCCUUACAAUUAGAGGUAGAGCCUCUGCUUCCUUUCCUUGAAACUGGUGGACUUUUGUGGCUAUUUAGGCCAAUGGAGUAUGAUAGAAGUGACAUUAUGUGACUUCUGAGGUUAGAUCACAAACGAUGACAAAGCUUAGGCUUUAUUUGCCGGAAUUCUCUCUCUUUAAGCCUUCAGCCACCAUGUAAGCAGUAAGACCAUUCUGAGGCCACUGUACUGUAAGGAAGUCCACAGGGACCACAAGGUUAGGCCCUGGCUACAUGAAGAGGGAGAGAGAGAUACCUGCAGCUGCUCCAGCCCCCAUCUGGCUGCAUCUGUAUGAGGGACCCCAAGCCAGUUCUGUCCAACCAACCUCCUAAAAUCCAGACUCCUAAAACUGUGUGAGAUAGUCCUUUCCGGCGGUGACGACCUACGCACGAGAACAUGCCUCUCGCAAAGGAUCUCCUUCAUCCGUCUCCGGAAGAGGAGAAGAGGAAACACAAGAAGAAACGCCUGGUGCAAAGUCCCAAUUCCUACUUCAUGGAUGUGAAAUGCCCAGGAUGCUAUAAAAUCACCACGGUCUUCAGCCAUGCACAAACGGUGGUUUUGUGUGUUGGUUGCUCCACUGUCCUCUGCCAGCCUACAGGAGGAAAAGCAAGGCUUACAGAAGGAUGUUCAUUCAGGAGGAAGCAGCACUAAAAGUACUCUGAAUCAAGAUGAGUGGGAAACUAUCUUAAUAAACACAUUUUGCAUAAAAAAAAAA
This is a messenger RNA of Callithrix jacchus (white-tufted-ear marmoset), 868 nucleotides long. Its product is annotated as small ribosomal subunit protein eS27. NCBI's taxonomy places the organism in Eukaryota, Metazoa, Chordata, Mammalia, Primates, Cebidae. The record is from RefSeq and is a predicted model, not a curated record. Gene Ontology annotation, biological process: translation. Gene Ontology annotation, cellular component: ribosome. Gene Ontology annotation, molecular function: structural constituent of ribosome.